UACCAAAAAAUCUUUCAUGUGAUGGCGGAGUUAGAGAACCCGAACGUGAUGCCGAACCUGCUAGCGUUUCUGUCUUCUUUGCUGGAAGAAGUGGCUGGACCAAACGAUGCGGAUUCUGGGUUUAAGGGUCGGCAGAUUUCGGUGUUUCAGGGGCUGACUCGGCCGACCAUCUCGAUUCAGAGCUACCUGGAGAGGAUCUACAAGUACGCGAAUUGUAGUCCGUCUUGUUAUAUUGUUGCGUAUGUUUAUCUCGAUCGGUUUGCUCAAAGGCAACCCUCGUUGCCCAUCAAUUCUUUCAACGUUCAUCGGCUGCUUAUUACCAGUGUCAUGGUUGCUGCUAAGUUCAUGGAUGAUUUGUAUUAUAACAACGCUUACUACGCAAAAGUAGGAGGAAUCAGCACGAUAGAAAUGAACUUCCUGGAAGUGGGUUUUCUGUUCGGGUUGGGAUUCAACUUAAACGUAACCCCAAAUACCUUCCACACCUACUUCUCUUACCUACACAGGAAGAUGAUGUUGCACCAACCUCCACCCCCAAGUAUCAUUAUUGCAGAAGCAGCCUAUUCGUGUUUCAAUGAAGAAGAAUCCUCUCGCUAAAACCAACAACUAGCUG
Molecule: messenger RNA, 610 nt
Organism: Hibiscus syriacus
Lineage: Eukaryota; Viridiplantae; Streptophyta; Magnoliopsida; Malvales; Malvaceae
Product: cyclin-U4-1-like
Exons: 2
Coding region: 22-594 (190 amino acids)
Biological process (GO): regulation of cyclin-dependent protein serine/threonine kinase activity
Molecular function (GO): protein kinase binding
Source: RefSeq, a predicted model, not a curated record